UGAUAAAAAGCUUAUUAUAAAAAUUUUUCCAGACUUCAAAUUUAGUUUAAAUAAUCUUGGUGAUUUACGUAUCCUCAUUAGAAUUGUCGUAUUUUUUGAAUUGUGCAAAAUGUCGUACGCAUAUUUGUUCAAAUAUAUUAUCAUCGGAGAUACCGGCGUCGGAAAGUCGUGUCUUCUGUUACAAUUUACUGACAAAAGAUUUCAACCUGUCCACGAUUUAACGAUCGGUGUCGAAUUCGGCGCUCGGAUGAUCACAAUUGACGGAAAACAGAUAAAACUACAAAUCUGGGAUACAGCAGGCCAAGAGUCAUUUCGUUCAAUCACAAGGUCAUAUUAUCGUGGAGCCGCAGGCGCUCUACUCGUUUAUGACAUCACAAGACGUGAUACUUUCAACCAUCUGACGACGUGGCUGGAGGACGCUCGACAACAUUCCUCAUCUAAUAUGGUUAUCAUGUUAAUCGGAAAUAAAAGCGAUCUGGAAGCUCGGCGUGAAGUCAAAAAGGAAGAAGGAGAAGCGUUUGCACGGGAGCAUGGUCUCGUAUUCAUGGAGACAUCUGCAAAGACAGCGGCAAACGUAGAAGAUGCAUUCAUUGAUACAGCCAAAGAGAUUUACGAAAAAAUUCAGGAAGGGGUUUUUGACAUCAACAAUGAAGCAAACGGGAUUAAAAUUGGCCCCCAACACUCCCCUUCAUCAUCAGGCCUUUCAGGGAAUCGUCCCCGGCAACAGAGCGACGGUGGGGGAUGCUGUUAAGAUUUCCUCUCAUAUUAAAGUGGUUAAAAUAAAGACUUACUGACAAAAUUAGCGGGAUUUCUUUUGCAACAGCAUUUUUAAUGUAUAAAAAGGCUUUAAUAAUGAUGUUUAAGCCAACCCUGCUUACUGUGCUACCACCAGAGUUUCUUAUAAUUGUCUGUUCUGUGUUGGGUUUUAUUCAUCCAUGUUUGAAAUUAAAAAAUUAUGACAUUUAUAAAAAGUAUGUGUCUGUGGGACCAACUUAUGCUUUUGCACUGGUGGAUUUGUAAUGCAAGGAGGCUGUAACAAAUCAAAGAUCGCUAUUCUAAGACAUUCAAGAAUCUUGCUGCACAAUUGACAAUUCAUACUUUUACUUUAGAAGUCUAAAACUUUGUCCUGGUUUAAAGGCUCCCGAUAACCAAAAAAAAUUCCUCAGUUCUUUCAUUUAUUUGACUUGACUGAUUCCAAUAUAUUCAAAUUUUUUUAUAUUUAUCAGGAAAGACUGCUUAAUUAUUUAGCGAAUUACACCCUUCGCUCCAGUUAAUGUCAUGAAUAAGAAUUAUUAACCAAUUAAAUAAUAAAUGGGUAAAUCUAGCAAGAUUUUUUGACUGAGUUGGUGGCAUUUUUCACUUUUCAUCUGAGAAACUCUGUGGGGUUCGCAAAACAGUUUUAAGUACGUGACCACCGGCCUUUGUAUAUAUUUGUUUCUUGCACUAUUAAAGUUUCCUUGUAUAAGUCUAUAUGUCUGUUAAAAUGUGGAAAACUUUUCUUACAAUUUGCAGUCCUAUCUGUUUUCGUGGUAGCACUGAUUUCAGUUUGAAAUAUUGGUAUUUCGCUUAAUUUAGAGAUUUAAUUACAUUUCUGCAUUUAGUUAUAUUUUCAGAUCAAUACUUAGUCAUGGUAGCGCUGUUUUUCUUAUGAAUUUUAAAUCCUAAAAUAAAGAUGCCAGUUCUGCUUAAUUUAAUUGGUUGAAUUUUUUUUGUUCGAUCUUGAGAAUUUGAAAAUGUGACCUGAGAGAAAAACUUUGCUGUAUGUAGGAUAUAUAAUAUUAUCCAUAUAAAAAUGUUGACUUUCUGCCGUACUUUCCUUUUUAAUGCUAUAAAUAAAACUGACUACUUUCUUUCUAUGUGAUGUAAUAAUGUUGUAAACACUGUCAGCUGUCACUAAUAUGUGCCGAGCUGGGGUGCAGGACUUAUACAGGACCCUGUUCAAAGUAGAUUGGUCAAAAAUUCAAAUUUUUUGAAAUUUAUUCUGAAAAAUUAGAAUUUUAUUUAUGCAUUGACAUUUUCAAUGGCUGCCUAAGCGACUUCUACAGGGCUUACUUAGAGCCAAAUGUUAGAGAAAUGAAUAAAAACAUGAAAUUUGGAAAAUUCAAAAUCAAGUUUUCGAGAAAAAUUUGAAAGAUAUGAAUAACAAUGUAGAAAUUCAGAAAUUUCAAAUUUAGUUUGUGAGAUAAGUUACUAUACUGUUUUUAAGUAUAAAGCCUCUAGUCUCUCUAGUGGGCCAUGCUAUGUAAACCAUUUCUUCAUUUAUGCUUAUAUGUUGUCUACUGUAUAAAUAUCCCUUGGUACGUCUGAUUUAUGCUAGACUUUAUCCAUCUUGAUCAGUUUUUGUUAUACUAUUUUUUUUUGAUCGUUGGAAAUUUUGUGCUUUAAUAUCCAGGGAUGACUGAAAUAAGUGCUGUUGUGUUCAGAAAAUGUUUCGGCGUUCAUUAAGAAUAAAUCUUGGGUGACGAAUUUUUCAUAUAUUGCAGGGGCUCUCUAAAAUAAAUAGCUUAAUAUGGUGAUAUUUCCCUGAUUCUUACAUUUUAAAAUUGGCAAAAAAUAACUUUGUUUUUGGAUAUAACCUAAUUUUUUGAAUGGUAUAUAUUUCGUGUAUUUUAAAACUACCAUAAAUUCACUUGACAUGCCUUAAACAAAAUGCGAUGUUUCAGUUUCUGCCAUCCAUGUGGAAUUUAGCAUCAUGUUGAGAAAAAUUUGACCCUGACUGGCAACUAUAAACACUUUUGACUUAACUUCGAACUCUAAAAAAAAUCCAUUUUUGACAAUGAAAACUUUUUGUAUUCAAGCCUCCUUUAACUUUUGAGUCUCUGAGAAUAAUUUCACUCUAUUUAUCUCCAUUGAUAAUCUGGGAAAUUCAUAAUUUAGACACUGACCCUGGGCAGUUCAACUCGAGUGAAAACAUGCUAAUUUAAAAAUCCAUUGCCCUUGUUUUAGCCAUCUAAAAAAUAAACUUUUAAAAAUUCAAACUUUUAGACUUUAAUUAUUACCAUUGAAAAUGGAUAUCUGACUCCAGGAAAUUCAAAAUUUUGACGCCAUCCCAGGCAGUUUGAAAACAUGUUAAACUAAGAGUCCCGGUCCUCGAUUUAGCCAUCCCUAUGUUUGGGUAAAUGCUACUAUCUUUGGCUUAUACAUAUGAUGGAUACUGCAUUUGUUAGAUGUGCAAUUUUUCCGCCCCUGUAUGUACUGUAUUGUAUAUUAUUAUUAUUAUUGUGCGUAAAGUAGAAAGAAAAUAAUAAAUGUAAAUUGUUUUAAAUA
Styela clava is the source of this 3267-nucleotide messenger RNA. Its product is annotated as ras-related protein Rab-2A. Gene Ontology annotation, molecular function: GTP binding; GTPase activity. NCBI's taxonomy places the organism in Eukaryota, Metazoa, Chordata, Ascidiacea, Stolidobranchia, Styelidae. The record is from RefSeq and is a predicted model, not a curated record.